CCGCACUGUGAAUGAAAGUGAAACAGGUUAGAGAUCAUCAAUCGUUAAUCUGGCUAGUGGCUAGGGGGAAUCAUACCUAAGUGAGUUCCCAACCUGUAAUUAGAUUAACUUUAACUGUAGUUUGCUAGAGUAGUUUUAGUUCUUUCAUCUUAAUCUGAUUUGCUAAAUAAUAAACUGAAGCUGAGUAAUAGUAACUCUAGAGACCCAUGGAUUCGAUAUUUAUCACUUGAGCCACUAUACUGCAGUCCCUUUCAUUGGUUACACUUGGCCUUUGUUAGGUGUUGUGUUUUAGAGCAUCAAGUUUUUGGCGCCGUUGCCGGGGACUUUCUAGAGUAUUAGGAAAGGCAGAAGUUUGUUACUUUAGCGUUUUUCGUUUCUUUUCUUUACCACCCUUGCUUUUCACUUGGGUGUUUUUGUUUUUGUUGGUGCAGAUCUGAAUCAUGGAUCCUAAUGGCUUCUCCAAUCAUUGGGGGUAUCCACCACCAUCUGGGUGGUAUUACCCCGAGACUCCCUGGAGCAAUCAAGGCGGAGAAGACUAUGGAUUCGGGUUCCAGUACCAACCCCCUUACUACGGAGAACAACCGGACCCCUGGGCAUAUCAAGAACAACCUCAUUACCAAGAAGAAUUUCUCCCACAACCAGAAGGGCCAUUGGAGCUGGAGUUACCCAUGGCGGCCUUCACGGGCCAUUCUGCAGAGCCAUGCUACACUCCACAGCCAGAUCCACACUAUGAAUUGAGACUUCUCAUGGAGAGAUCAUGCUCCAGUAUGGAUCAUUGUGUCCAGGCCUAUCGUGAAACAGAGGGGAUCCUCCUGAGCCUUAAGAAGAGUGUCGAUGAUCUUGAGCGAUCUUGGGCGCAACCUGCUCCAGAUCACCCUUCUGCUACCAUACAAGAAGAUGAGGAGGAAGAAGAAGGCUACAAGGACAUUGUGGAGCACACUGAAGUUGUCACGGAGAGCUCCCGUGAUGAUCAUGAUCAGGAGUGUCAUGUCGUAGCCGACCACACCUUCCCACACCCCAAACUGCGCUUUGAAGAGGCGGGCAUGAGUGAGGAGUUGCAAGAAGAUCUCAUGAAAGAAAUUGCUUGGCAACUUGCUCUCCAAUCCGUGCUAGAAGAAGAAGAGCAACAAAGGGUGCAGAAAGAAGUUGUGGAGGAUGACGAAAGUGAAGCAGGAGGAGUUCUUGAUCAUUUCCCAGGGGUGAUACCACAUGAAGAAGAAAGGGGGGUUGAAGAAGCAAUUGGUGUCCAGGCUGAGGACGGAGUUAAGGUGGAAGAGGCCUGCACCGGCCAUGAGUUACAUGUGAUAUCUCCACCAAACUUCGAGGAACUGCUUAGCAAGGACCCAUUUGCAGUGUCUCUUUGCCAGACCAAGGCCACCUCGACAUCAGUCCCUCUUGGUGGACGCGAUGGUGGCCAAUCGAUGCUGUCUUAUCUGGUUUGGGGCAAUGAGACGAGAGAAGAGAAGAAGAGGUCUCGAGGGUGGAGACUUCAUCUGCAUCAAGUACAUGAGCCCUCAUCACCUGCCUCACCACAUGCUCAUGACUUGAGACUCCACCUCAUCGACGAGAACCUCAACUUCAAGGAGGUUCUAUCAUGGACCGAAACUUAGGAGCCAUCGUCCGGCUCACGACGUGAAAGAAGCGCUUGUUGGGAGGCAACCCAACCAGUCGGUUUGCAUUUCUUUCUCUAUUUCUCCUCGGUUGAGUCAGUUUUGUUAUUUGAUUUUAGAGUCAAUAACUCAACCUUUGUGAGAUUUUGUGUGGUGUUUGUGUUCUGAUUACUCUCUCUUUCUGGAAUGCACCGCCUGACCCGUUCAUCAUCAUUCACCCUUGAUCUGGUAACUUCGUUCUACCCUCCUUAUCUUUCCUCCAUUGAGGACAAUGUCGUGCUUAAGUGUGGGGGGAUGUUCGAUUAUGUAUGCGGGUGAAUGUUUGGCUGUUUGUGUGCUUGGAGCCUAGGUCCAAAUUUUUAAAUUUGAGGGCUCCAAGUACGUGUUUCCAUGCAAUUGCCUGCUCAGUAUGCUUUGAAUUGACAGUCUUUAUAGUAAUAUGCAACCUAGGGAGGUAGUGUAGCACUAUGGAGGAUGUUGAUGCAUUUAAGAAGUCUCAUUUCUUCUUCAUAUUGUGUUGGUUGAAUGAGUGAAUUAGUGAUCUUAGGACCCUUGAAUUGUGUGGUGUUGUGGAUUCUCUGCCUGUCAUGGACUCUUGUUUCAUGCUUUGAAAAUAACAGGUGCUCGAAAAUGUGCUUCAAAAUAAACGUCUCCCGUGCGAAUAGGGCGAAAGUGUGCAAGGGGAGACGGGAAUCCGUUCCCAAUUUCCACCUACUACCUCCAGCCCCCUUACAUGUCUUUCCCCCGCACGAGGCUCGAGACAUCCGCUCCUGGCAUGGCCGGUAAGAGCAGGUUGGGACCCUUGAAAAGAAAAAGGAAAGAAAAAUAACAGAAAACAAGCAAAACAGAAAAAAAAGGGGUUCCAACCAUCUUCAAAGAAAAUAGAGCACCUUGAAAAAUGUGAGUCCAUGAUCUUUUGUUUUUGAGAAUCUCUCCGUCCACAAUUCAUUUGUCCUCUGUUCACUUUUUGCCAUGAUGCCGACUCGAUAAGAAGCUAUGAGAUGACUUGUGCGUCGGUUGACCUCGUAAGUUGCUAAAUGAUCUAGGAAGUCCUCUACCUACGAUCUGGGUUGUUUGUUGCUAUAGAGGUCUGGAGAGUUGCAUUGGUUUGAGUUAGGUUUGCUUGGGGACAAGCAAACGGUUAAGUGUGGGAGAGUUUGAUAGACCGUUAGUUACACAUGUUUUCACCCCUGUUCUUACACCGUUUGAGAGGUGGUUUCUCGUGUUUUAGACCGAUUUCACGCUAGGUUGUGCUUGUUUGUGAUAUUUCAGGUCCUGGCAAGUGAAUGAAGGUUUAGGAGCGAGUUCGGGGUCGAUUGGACGAAGAUCGGGCGCGAGACAAGUCACAAAGGAGGUCACACGGGCUGCCCUGAUGAUCACACGCCCGUGUGAAGUAAUGGCCUGGCCGUGCGAGUUUUGCCGAGAGCACACACGGGCAGAGCAGAGGAUCGACACGGCCGUGCAAGUGGCCGGGUUGGCCGUGCCACAUUCUGCGAGAGCAAACACGGGCAAGAGGGGAUGUCCACACGGUCGUGCCACUCUGGCCGUGCAAGAGCCUGGAAUUCGAACUAAUUGGAACGCAGCGUUUUGACUCACACGGGCAACUGGGUAAGCCACACGGCCGUGCCACCCUGGCCAUGUGAGUCGGGAUUUUGUGCUUAAAACCCGAUUUUCAGCCAAAGGAGAGAGGAGAGCUGGGUUUUGGAUCCCAAACACCCAAGGGACGAACCAAAGAGAGAGAGGGCGAUUUGAGGGCAUUCUUGGAGUGGAGUUGGAGGAUUUCUUCGCCUUGGAAGCUCGAGGAACAAGCCCGGACUUGAAGACUGAUCAUCUGAAGAUUCUUACUGCAGUCUCUCUCUUCUCUAUGGAGUAACUUCCCUUCACUUAGGUUUUGAGGAACCCUAGCUAUGUUUGUUUGAUUGGAUGAUUGUAUGAGUACUCUGACUGGAUAAUCUUGAGUUCAUAUUCAAUCUAUGCAUGUUUUCAUGAUUCAAUUCUGCUUUAGUCGAGAUUAUUGAUUCUGCUUUGAUUCUAUGAGAGGGAAUACCUGAUUAGGUCAAUAGAGCACCAUAGAUUGAUAGUAGUGGAUCGAUUGCUUUAGUCGAGGGUGGAUUCACUGCUUUGUAUCGAUUGAGAACCCCUUUCGAUAGAGGGAGUCUAGUUCAGAACGCCUUGAUCAGUUGUUCUAGAGAAGGAUACGUCCCUCUAGGCAAUUGACUCAAGAGGGCCUUGUUCCUUUAGUCGAGAUUCAAGGUCUAGUCAAGGAUUCUCCGCAUUGUGAAUGAAAGUGAAACAGGUUA
Messenger RNA from Linum trigynum, 3910 nucleotides. Lineage: Eukaryota; Viridiplantae; Streptophyta; Magnoliopsida; Malpighiales; Linaceae. The record is from the annotation of a GenBank genome assembly.